AUGCUAAGAAACUUUACAGCCGUGACGGAGUUCGUCCUCCUGGGCCUGACCAGCCUCCGGGAGUUGCAGCUUCUCCUCUUCCUGCUGUUCCUGGCUGUUUACCUGGUCACGGUGCUGGGGAAUGUGGGCAUGAUUGUCCUGAUCCAGGUCAGUGCCCGGCUCCACACACCCAUGUACUUCUUCCUUAGCCACCUGUCCUUCGUGGAUCUCUGCUUCUCUUCCAAUGUGACUCCAAAGAUGCUGGAGAUUCUCCUCGCAGAGAAGAAAACCAUCUCCUACCCUGCGUGCCUGUUGCAGUGUUACUUGUUCAUCGCCUUGGUCAUCGUGGAGUUGUACAUCCUGGCUGUGAUGGCCUUUGACAGGUACCUGGCCAUCGGGAACCCGCUGCUCUAUGGCAGCAAGAUGUCAAAGCGCGUGUGCCUGGGGCUCAUCCUGGUGCCCUAUGUGUAUGGGGCGCUCACCGGCCUCAUGGAGACCAUGUGGACCUACAGCCUGUCCUUCUGUGGCCCCAAUGAAAUCAACCACUUCUACUGCGCUGACCCCCCGCUCAUCAAGCUGGCUUGCUCCGACACCUACAAGAAAGAAACGUCCAUGUUCGUUGUGGCCGGGUGUAACCUGUCCUUCUCCCUGUUCACCAUUCUUCUUUCCUACCUUUUCCUUUUCCGCGCAAUCCUGAGGAUCCGUUCCACCACAGGCAGACACAAAGCUUUCUCCACCUGUGGCUCCCACGUGACCGCUGUCACCAUAUUCUACCUGACACUCUUUGUCAUGUACCUCAGGCCCCCAUCCAAGGAAUCUGUGGAGCAAGGGAAAGUGGUGGCUGUGUUCUACACCACAGUGAUUCCCAUGCUAAACCCCAUGAUUUACAGCCUGAGAAAUAAAGACGUGAAGGAAGCCCUCGCCGCACAGCUUUCAAGGAGGAAAACAUUCUCCUAA
Fukomys damarensis (Damara mole-rat) is the source of this 936-nucleotide messenger RNA. Its product is annotated as olfactory receptor 5M8. Lineage: Eukaryota; Metazoa; Chordata; Mammalia; Rodentia; Bathyergidae. Gene Ontology annotation, molecular function: olfactory receptor activity; odorant binding; G protein-coupled receptor activity. Gene Ontology annotation, cellular component: membrane. The coding region runs from base 1 to 936 and encodes 311 amino acids. The record is from RefSeq and is a predicted model, not a curated record. Gene Ontology annotation, biological process: sensory perception of smell; G protein-coupled receptor signaling pathway. The transcript has a single exon.